Trichoderma asperellum CBS 433.97 is the source of this 411-nucleotide messenger RNA. RefSeq lists its product as uncharacterized. The record is from RefSeq and is a predicted model, not a curated record. NCBI's taxonomy places the organism in Eukaryota, Fungi, Ascomycota, Sordariomycetes, Hypocreales, Hypocreaceae.
AUGUCUCCCGUCCCCUCCCCCGAAAUCCGCGCCACAAUCGCCGAAAAGCUCAGCCAGCUCAGCCUCGCCGUCGAGACGAGCCCGGGCUUCAACCGCGACUCGCCGGCGGCCAGCGGCGGGCUCUUCCACGUCUGGGACUUUGUCAAGCGGACUGAGUAUAUGCUUUCUGAGGUGGAGGGCAUUCGGCAGCCGGGAUAUGAGUUUAAGCAUGCGGGGCAGAUUAAGAUAACAAAGCGUGGUGAAGCCGCCGCGCAGGAACUCUUCAACGACACCUUUACGCGCUCCAUGACCAUUGACCAGCUCAUCAAUGGGCCGCCGAUGAUGCGCAACAUGAUGGGCAUGGGGGGCAAUAUUCCACCAGAGGUUGCGGCCGCGAGCAAGGCUGUUUUGGAGGCGUUUCCCGAAAACUAA